Molecule: messenger RNA, 819 nt
Organism: Danaus chrysippus (African queen)
Lineage: Eukaryota; Metazoa; Arthropoda; Insecta; Lepidoptera; Nymphalidae
Source: the annotation of a GenBank genome assembly
AUGCAUAGCCUCCUUGGAGCGGCAAUAGCGUCGGCGGUUCUGCAACUAUUACUGUCCUUCACAGGUCCGGCGUUUUGGGGUCUCAUCAAUCCGGAAUGGUCGCUAUGCAACAAGGGACGGAGGCAGUCCCCCGUCAACCUAGAGCCCGAGAAGUUACUCUUCGAUCCGAACCUGAGAUUUUUACAUAUAGAUAAGCAUAGAAUAAACGGACUGAUCAGCAACACUGGCCACUCGGUAAUAUUCACCGUGGAAAAUGAGACUCGCCAUCACAUAAACAUAACGGGUGGACCCCUCUCUUAUAAAUAUCAAUUUCAUGAAAUCCAUAUUCAUUAUGGAUUACAUGAUCAAUUUGGAUCGGAGCACGCUGUCAAUGGCUAUUCCUUUCCCGCCGAGCUAGGGGAUUUAUCGAACCCCGAGUUAAGAAUAUUGACAGAGGAGUUAGAAAAUAUAAAGUACGGAGGCGCCGAGAUGCCUGUCAACCGGCUGUCAGUGAGGGGUCUUCUGCCCGAUACGGACUAUUACAUGACGUACGACGGAUCAACCACAGCCCCCGCCUGCUACGAGACUGUUACCUGGAUAAUAAUUAACAAACCCAUUUACAUAACGAAACAACAGCUGCACGCCCUAAGGCGAUUGAUGCAGGGCGACGCGAGGCACCCGAAGGCCCCGCUCGGGAAUAAUUUCAGACCCCCUCAACCACUACACCACCGGGCAGUAAGAACUAACAUUGACUUUGACUUGAGCAAGUACCCAGGCAAGACUUGUCCCAGCAUGCACCGAGACAUGCAUUACAAGGCGAAAAGUUGGACGCAGUAUUGA